Molecule: messenger RNA, 3024 nt
Organism: Penicillium egyptiacum
Lineage: Eukaryota; Fungi; Ascomycota; Eurotiomycetes; Eurotiales; Aspergillaceae
Source: the annotation of a GenBank genome assembly
AUGGCUCCUGCCGGCCUCGCGCUCGGUCGCGCAGAACGGACUCAGAGGCCUGGCCUCUUUCGGCGGAAGACUCACGCUCAAGCUAUCCCGGAGCCGCUCUCUAUCAACACUGAACCGACGGCGGAUGUUGCCCGGCCCAAGACAGCCAUCCCAUCUCGAAGUCCGGCCGCCGAGUGGCUUGCCGCAAAGGAAGAGGAAAGCUCUCAGGGAAGCCAGGGAUCAGAUCUGUCGAAAGUGCCAUUGUCAUUCAGCGGUGCGCGACGCCGUCGUCGGGGCCAAACUCUCACAAAUCCACCUCUGCGAAUUCCGGAAGAUAAGUCGACAGACUCGUCGGUCGCAACACAUACCCGGCGGCCAUCCACCGGUUGGCUGCGACGACUGUCGAUGGCCUCAUUUCAAGCUGAGACCCCGACCGCAAGUAGCCCAGCAACGCCCUCGUUCAAUGGGUCAGCAACUCCACUCAUUUCUCACUCGCCCCGUCAGCGAAGACCGGCCAACAAAUUGGUGAAGCGACCGACCUCGCAGCAUACAAAUACGCAUGCUCUGGUCGUGAACCCCAUCUGUGGAGCAUCGCCGGCUGCGCUGCGCAGGCCCGCCACUAGUCACCAGAGGUCGGAGUCGAUGAUCCUCCGGACUCCCUUGACACCUGAUUUCGAUAAGUAUUUCCCGAAGACUCCUGUCGAAGGUCCAGCGAUCGAGGAAUUCGAGCUCGAUAAACAGAAGCAUUGGACGCCAUUCUUCGUUCCCAAGGCUGGCAAAUUAGCCGAGAGACUUUCGCGCAGAUUCUCGACCGCCACUGCCCCAAAGGUUCAGAGCAUACGCCAUAUUGUGGCUGACCAGGGCGCUCUUCCAGCGUUGGUUAUGGCUAAUGUGAUCUCACCCACGACUGCUGCGCCCCGAGAAGACAGAUCAGUCCCUCAUACUCCAAUUGAAUUCCGCGAUCCGUUCCAAACGGCCCCCUCUGAGCCCGGUCCGAAGCAGCCAAUCGCCCCGGAACAGCCAGCAGAAAAAUCCGGCCAUAAACAGUCAUACUCGGUCAACGAUGUCGAGCCGAAAAUUGUCAUGGCAAACACAGUCACCGCGCACGGGACACCGAUUAUGGGACUCGUUCGCGGCGGCUCUCUGAAGCGAGUGAAAGGGAGGACCUUCUCAGUCCCUCCUUCGGAACUCUCCAGGGAAGAAAAGAAUGUGGCUAUUCCGAGUUCCCCGGAGCCAGAGCCGCGGCGCAACAUUACUGAUCCAAGCGUAUUUCGCGCUCCUUAUCCCAUUUCUCAGCCUGGUUGGGCUGAUUCGGCUUUGGAAAGACGGUCUCAAGUUGGUCCCCGAUCGGUAUCGCAGGACUAUAACGUUGGAUUGGGAUCUCGAGCCGGUUCACGUCAAAUGACCUCGGAUGCGGUCGCCCUGUCGGCCUGGCAACAAGCAUCUCGUCCCGGUGGUCAAGCUUAUGGUUCUCUUCGCCGCCGUCCCAAGGGAUUUUCGAUUUCAGGUUCCGAUCCGGCUUCAACCAUUAUUGGCUCCGAUGACACGCGGGUGUUUACAUCGUGCGAUGGAUAUGAUACAGAUAUGAUGUCGGACUAUUGGGACUCUGUCCGCACACGUGAGACCAAUCGCAGUGGACUGAAGGGGCUGCGGAUUGAGACGAUGUUUGACAAAGCAGGUACGAGCUUGGUGAAUGAAGAAGCCACGACCUUGGAGUCUCUCCUCCCGCGGGGUUCCUUCGCCGCCCGGUCUUUGGACAAGGAUCCCCAAUUGUUCACUGAUCCGCCACUGUCGUCCCCUCCUUUGGUUCAAGCAUCCAUGGUUGAGAAUCCGUUCGUGUCUGAUGAUGAUGCUCUCAGCAUGAUUGGAGCGCUUCCGAGCGAUAAUCGUGAUUGUUUUUCAUCUUCCUUGACCCAUUCAUUGGCGAAAUUUGCUGAGGAGCCCGAGUCGCGUGCUGGUGCAGCUAAUGAUAUGUCUGGAUCCUUUAUGGGCGAGUUAGAUUCGGAUGUCAACAAAAAGACAAACAUCUUUGACUGGUCUGAACAAACGCACCCUAACCGUGAAUCUUCGGACUCUGAGACACGUCCUAGGACCAUGCAUGGGAAGCAAGAGGGCGUGGUUGAUAGAAACAGUCGGGCUGUUUGCCGGAAAGCACCAUCCACCGUCCAUCUUAGGAGCCAGAGUGUCCCAGUCGCCAGUGAACUUCCCAUCAACGAAUCGCGUCAAACUUCCGGGAAGUUUGGUACUUGGGGCUUGGGCAGUAAAGGUGUUAGUGAAGAUUGGGAUAGUGAUUUUGACUUUGACGAGUCGGAGGACACACCUAUCGCCGAAAACAAACCCCUUGUUGAGCCUGAUAUCAAUCGCCAGAGUAUGACUGUUCCCAAGGCCAUUCUGGAGCGUCAAGCAAGUCUUCGUGGUCAAUUUGGACAGGUCCAAGAAUUAACACUACUGGUUGAGGAAUUGAAACGUCUUCGGCAUCAAGCAAAUGUGCUGGGAGUUGUCAACGGACCUUCCAGUGAACUGUGGGCAGAAGCAGAGCAGAUCGUGAACCUUGCUACCAUUGAUGAUGAGGAGGAGCGUCGCUCGCCGCCAGGAUCUCCACAAUCUCUCACUUUCAGUUUUGAUGAAUCUGACGAUGACGGUCUUAAUGCGUCGUCAAAGCGAAACAGCGAAGUUUCAUGGGACGUGCCCCGUGGUGAAAACACCCAGCCCACGUUGCCCCUCGCUCAACUUGCAAAGGACUCCCCAAAGUCCAAAUCCGUACUUGAUAUCCUCCAGCCUCGACAACAAGAGCCCGCUUCAGCUCUUAAUGAGUUUGAAUUAGCAUCACGUGCAAAGAAGCUUCCGUUUGAUACUUCCUCAUUGAAAAAUUUAGUGGUUCGUGCGGGUGUGGUGACACGUGCGUUGAAGGAAGUUAUUCGCAAAGCAGACGGGGUAGCAACCAGCCCGCAGGAUUUCCAAGACCCGCCAUUCCGACGCAUUUUCGACAAACCGUCUCACGAUGAUAUUGCCAGCUUCGAGGCAGCGCUGGCUGACAUGUCCUAA